GCAGGAAGUCGAAGAAAUUUCCACGCUAAGCUGUGAGAGGAGCAGAUCCUUUCAGCUCUGAGAGGUCAUGGUGGAAAAUCAGUUUUAAAGAAGAGUCAGAUGGCAACAGAGCAGAGCUGAUACUGACAGGUUGGAUUGGAGUGAUUUUCACAAUCCAGAAAAGACAGACACUGGUUUAAAAUGUUUGGAAAUUCUGGACCUUUCUCUUACGCCCCAAGGGGUUUCUCACUCGAUGAUCUCCCUACACAGAGAAGAUCUCUCCAUCAAGAUGACUACAGGGGUUCCUCACUGCAGAGAAACAACCCGUCCAGACCCAGUGGAAAAUCAAUAUAUCUGCAGAGAAAGGAGUACUCUGAGGAGCUGAACAGAAAACCUGACAACCUUCAUUUCAGAGUGGAGCACCUGUUCACCUGUGAGCUGGACGGCCAGGAGGUGAAGACAGUGGAAGGUUGCGUAGCAAAGCUCAAGAGGUUGGAUGCUAAAGGUCGUAUAUGGUCCCAGGAGAUGAUCAUUGAGGUUCAGGGAAGGUACCUGCUGCUCUCUGACAUCGAGACAAAGGCUGAGCUUGAGGUGCUGCCUCUCAGCUCCAUCCUGCAAACUAAAGCCGUUCUGGACAGCUGUGCCUACAAUUCCUUACUCGCAAUCACAGUGCAGGAUCGAAACAAACGCAUGUCCCAGGUCUACAUGUUCCAGUGUGAGGAGACCGGGGCGGAGCUCAUCAAGAGUGACCUAGAUAAGAAGGUUCAGAGUGGAGGGGCGGAUGUGGAGCCACGCAGAGAGCCGACUGACAUCAGGACUGAUCUAGAGAAUCUAAUUGGGCAGCAUGCUCCAGGAGGUUUUCGGCAUCCUAGCCCUCGUCCUAUGCAGGGAGAGAGGUCCCCACCACCACCACCACCCGACCAUCCACCCCCACGAUGGGUCAACAGAGAACCAGAAAACAUGUUGCCUCCCCGUGGCUACAGCCCUCAAGAACCCAUGGACCUUCCUGAAUUUAAUGGCAUGCGGAUUAGCCAAGAAGACCCUUUUACACCUGAGCUUACAGAUGAAGAGAGGAACACGGAAAUUCUAAAUCAUGUCAUAAAUGAUAUGGAGAUCUUUAUGGAAAAAGUUUCUGCAGCAGUAAAUGCAUCAUCAGAGCAAGAGGGCAAGAGCAAGAAGAAAAAAAAGUCGAAGAAAAAAACAAAGGAAAAUACUGUCAGUAAGCCAUCAUGGGAGGAAUACACCUUUUUUCUUCAGAAAAUCAAAUAUGGAUUCAAUCUGCUGGGCCUGCUGGAUGGGGUACUGACAGGUCCCACUGCUCCGGAGUAUGUCCACAUUUUCUUCAACAGUUUAGGCUUGAUGGUUCCUCAGUAUCCUGUGGACCUGCCUCCCACUGUACUUGCCCCCCUGCUGACAGUGUCAGCCCUGCGGUUGCUCAGCCAGGUGGUCACCCCAGAGGAGGACGACCUGUGGAGGUCACUGGGAGACCCCUGGAACAUCCCCAGGUCUCGAUGGCCGGAUGAUAACAUCCCGGUAUACAUUCCAGAAUUUUAUGACGGCUGGCAGCCGCCUCCCCCCUCAGGCAUGCCAUCUCGACUCCCUUUUCAGAACGGUCCAAUGAGGAGCAACAGCCAGCGCUUCACUGUGGACUAUGGCCAACGAGAAGAGCCCAUGUCUAACGGUCCAUGGAGCACACAACCACCACCACCAUCAUUUCCUCCACCACAGCACUCCAGAGAACCUCCUCUGUACAUGCGGGUCAUUUAUGACUUCAUGGCCAGAAACAAUCGAGAGCUGAGCCUCAUGAAGGGUGAAGUGGUCCAGGUGGUUCAGAAAUCAAAGCAAUGGUGGCUCGUUCGCAACUCUCGAGAUGAGGAAGGAAAUGUACCACAAAAUGUUCUGGAGCCAAUGAACAGCGGUGGUGGGCACAUGGAAGAUCUACCUCAGGACACUCGGGGCCCUGUGACUCUGGACAUGACCUCGUCAUCUGCAGAGGUCAAAGCCUGGCUGGGCUACAAAGGGUUCUCCAAACUCACUGUGAACACCCUGGGGGUGCUGAAUGGUAAGCAGCUUCUGGGAAUGACCAAAAAUGACAUAAGGAUGGCAUGUCCAGAGGAAGGAGGAAAAGUCUUCUUCCAGCUUCAGGCUGUUAAGUCAGCCAUUGCACUCGCCAGUGAGCCAUCAGGUCCUUACAGUCGCUACUAAAAAGAAACCUGCAUCAUUGCUCCUUUAUUUUACCCUUAAGUUUCAUCCACGGAUCAACAUGUGGAACUAUUAGUCCCCACAUUUUCAAUGUGAGGGUUCUUGUUUGUACACUUGCUUUUCCAGCAUUUAUUUAAGGAAACAGCUCUGUGAAUAAAAACGUUUUGAAUUUAGAUUUUAUCACCAACAGUAAUACUGUAACAUUUAAAUUCAUCCUGAUUAAAUUCAUUACUUCAUUUCAUGUAGUUAUUUCAUUAAAUGUGUAAAUCAAUCUACACACCAACUAUUUAAUUCUCACUGUCUUAUAAACAAACACCCUUCAUUAAAAUCUUUAAAUUCACUCUUAGAUGCAUGUAGUGUACAUACAGUCAUGUUUAAACUGAAUCCCAAUCUCCAACUAAAAAUGUCAG
Molecule: messenger RNA, 2591 nt
Organism: Cheilinus undulatus (humphead wrasse)
Lineage: Eukaryota; Metazoa; Chordata; Actinopteri; Labriformes; Labridae
Gene: eps8l3b
Product: EPS8-like 3b
Exons: 20
Coding region: 181-2184 (667 amino acids)
Biological process (GO): regulation of Rho protein signal transduction; Rho protein signal transduction; positive regulation of ruffle assembly
Cellular component (GO): vesicle; ruffle membrane; plasma membrane
Molecular function (GO): actin binding
Source: RefSeq, a predicted model, not a curated record